Messenger RNA from Cyprinus carpio (common carp), 2858 nucleotides. Its product is annotated as fermitin family homolog 3-like. Lineage: Eukaryota; Metazoa; Chordata; Actinopteri; Cypriniformes; Cyprinidae. Gene Ontology annotation, molecular function: integrin binding. Gene Ontology annotation, biological process: integrin activation; regulation of cell-cell adhesion mediated by integrin; integrin-mediated signaling pathway. The record is from RefSeq and is a predicted model, not a curated record. Gene Ontology annotation, cellular component: cell-substrate junction.
UUUUCUGUCAGCUCUGACAUACCCUGAAAAGCCACAACUGAUUUUACACAGCAGAGGGGUCUUGUCUAUAUGAGUGUGUGAGUAUCUCAUAAAGAGACCUACCAGCAUUUAAUUGACCGCACAAGAGAGAGAGAGACACUAUCAUCGGCAAAUCCAGAGCCAAACAGACAAGUAUGGCAGCGUGGGACCUUACAGUCACAGUGGAGGAUCUUGGUCCUGAUGCCCCACCCCUUCAAAUCAGCGUGACCUCUGAUCUGCACAUUGGCGGAGUAAUUCUCAAAUUAGUUGAACAGACCAAUCUAAAGAGGGACUGGUCCGAUCAUGCCCUGUGGUGGGAGCAGAAGCAGCAGUGGCUGCUGCGGACCGGCUGGACACUGGACAAAUGUGGGGUCCACGCAGACGCUCGCCUCAUCUUCACCCCACAGCACAAGCCUCUGCGACUGGGCUUACCAAAUGGGGCUACGUUGAAAAUGCGAGCCUGUUUCUCCAGUCCUGUGUUUCGUACAGUCAUGGGCAUCUGCAGGGUUCUCAAUUUACGUCACCCAGAGGAGCUCUCCUUGCUCCGUCCUGUUGAGGAAAAAAAGAAAAAGAAAGACAAAGAUUCCUCAGAAGAGCUGUAUGAUCUUACAGAUGUUCCUCUAACCGCAGGCUCUGUUCAAGCUCUGUACAAUGGCAUGCCGGCUCAUUUUGCUGACUCUCCGAAGACUGAGGCUGUGUAUAAAAUGCUGUCUGUCAGCUUGCCCUCACCUGCUCCUGAAGCCAUCGCUAAACUCUACCGGCCAGCCAGUAUAGUGGACAAAACACAUAUUCACACCAGGUGGCUGGAUUCAUCUCGUUCACUAAUGCAGCAGGGAAUACAAGAGAAUGACAAACUAGGGCUUCGUUUCAAAUACUACACUUUCCAUGAUAUGGAUCCCAAGUAUGAUGCGGUGCGUUUGACGCAGUUGUAUGAACAAGCUCGCUGGGCUAUUCUCUUGGAGGACAUAGACUGCACAGAAGAGGAAAUGAUGCUGUUCGGAGCCCUGCAGUACCACAUAGGAAAACAGUCCUUGUCUCAGGACAUGGUCUCUUCCUGUCAAGGGAUGGAUGACUUGGAGUCUGCCCUGAAAUCCCUGGAGGUCAAGAUGGUGGGAGAUGGCAACAGCACAGACAUGCUGGAUAACAUGACUGCCCCAGAGCUGAAUGACCAUUUGAAAAUAUUUAGGCCUAAGAGACUAACUCUCAAGGGUUACAAGCAAUACUGGUGCAAAUUUCAGGAGACAUCGAUCUCCUAUUAUAAAAGUAAAGAGGACCGCUAUGGAGAGCCCAUUCAACAGUUGAACCUGAAAGGCUGUGAGGUUGCCCCUGAUGUCAAUGUAGCAGGCCAGAAAUUCUGUAUCAAACUCCUCAUUCCUGCACCAGAAGGCAUGAAUGAAAUCUACUUGCGAUGUGAAAAUGAGAAGCAGUACUCUCAGUGGAUGGCCGCCUGUAAGCUGGCAUCCAAGGGCCUGACGUUAUUGGACAGCUCGUAUCAAAGUGAGGUACAGAACAUCCAGACGUUCCUUUCAAUGCAGCGUUCCAGCUCUGCAGCUCCCACGUCACAAACUGAUGAGAGCAUCAACACACACAGCCUCGUCUCACCGAGAUACCAGAAGAAAUACAAGCCCAAACAGUUAACCCCUCGUAUCCUGGAGGCCUAUCAGAAUAUCGCCCAGCUCUCUUUGACGUCUGCCAUCUUGAAGUUCCUGCAGAUCUGGCAAGCUCUGCCUGAUUUUGGAAUCUCCUACUUCAUGGUCAGGUUUAAGGGCAGUCGUAAGGACGAAGUUCUGGGCAUCGCUAACAACCGUCUGAUCCGUAUAGACCUGGGAGUCGGAGAUGUGGUGAAGACGUGGCGUUAUAGUAACAUGAGACAGUGGAAUGUUAAUUGGGACAUACGACAGGUGGCGAUUGAAUUUGACGGAAACAUUAACAUAGCAUUCGGCUGUGUGAACGCAGACUGUAAGGUUGUGCAUGAGUACAUCGGAGGAUACAUCUUCAUGUCCACUCGUGCACGACAGCAAAGCGACACACUGAACGAGGAGCUCUUCCACAAACUCACCGGCGGCCACGAGGCUCUCUGAGCACAAAACCGCAACUCACAGAGAAAAAAAAAACAUUCCUGAGGCUACAAAUGGAGGAAACUGAUAAGAAUUCAGUGUUAGCACUGCACAGCAACUCUCCCUUUCUUCAUCAUUUAGUGUUCAAUAUACAAGCAUUUGAUUUGAAACAUGGAUGUCUUCCACAAUAUGAUACACACAUCUAAUCAUCACACUUAAUAUAAUAAGUGCCUAACAUGAAAAUAUGAAAAAAUUAAUGAUUUCCGAUAUUUAAAAAAAAAAAAAUCUUACUGUAAUGAUUUAUUUUUCUUUUCAUAAAACACUUAUUAUUAAGCAGGAUGUCUGAAUUUGUGCCAUCUCAUAUGAGUAACAGCUCAGGAAACCACUGUCUAUCAUCUUUAGACCAGACAAUAAUAUUAGCCCCAGUCUACAGCUCAUAAUUUCCUAUCUCAGUCCAACAGAGUUUCAGUUACUUGUUCCAGGGUUAUUUUUAGAUAGUCCUCAGUGUCAUGCUGGGUGGGAGAGUUUAGUAUUGUGUUAACAAAGUGCCAUCUCUGGAUUGUCCUAAUGAGUCACAGCCUUGCUGAUUCUCUAUUAUUCACAAGCAUGAGAAACAUAAAGUGUUGGAAUAUUGUGAAUAUUAUUAAACAUUAUGGUAUACCAUUAUAUUCCUUUAAACAAUGAAAAAAAAUACUAUUUGAGUAGCCUGUGUAUGUAACAAACAUGUUUUGAGCUUCUAGUAGUAAUUUUAAAUAAAUCUGACCUCAGAUCUACCAAAAAUGA